Molecule: messenger RNA, 2318 nt
Organism: Pseudomyrmex gracilis
Lineage: Eukaryota; Metazoa; Arthropoda; Insecta; Hymenoptera; Formicidae
Gene: hpo
Product: serine/threonine-protein kinase 3
Exons: 9
Coding region: 268-1857 (529 amino acids)
Biological process (GO): protein phosphorylation; protein tetramerization; intracellular signal transduction
Cellular component (GO): cytoplasm
Molecular function (GO): ATP binding; protein serine/threonine kinase activity
Source: RefSeq, a predicted model, not a curated record
AGUAGGCGUUUGCGAACACACGUCCACUAUCAACUCGCUGCACUAUCUACAACGACCGAUAGUCGAAGCUUUCGAUAUUUCGGUUUUGUGUGUGGUUACUUUAAUUUAUUGACAAAAAUGUAAUGCCUCUAUUUUUAAUUGGCCAUGUUACCUCCGCACACGGCAUGUUGACUACUACUUCGUUUGCGUUUAAGUUGUUCUUGUUUCUAUAAAUAUACGUGCGUGCUUUUAUUCAAGAUUCCUCCUUGAUCUGACAUCGACGCGAAGAUGUCUUCUAAGAGUGAAUUAAAAAAAUUAUCAGAGGAAAGUCUGACGAGACAACCAGAAGAAGUGUUUGAUAUCAUAUGUAAAUUAGGGGAAGGGUCUUAUGGAUCAGUUUACAAAGCGUUGCAUAAAGAAAGUGGACAAGUACUUGCAAUUAAACAAGUACCAGUCGAUACUGACUUGCAGGAGAUCAUUAAGGAAAUAUCGAUAAUGCAGCAAUGUGACUCUCCAUAUGUUGUUAAAUAUUACGGAAGUUACUUUAAGAAUACAGAUUUAUGGAUUGUAAUGGAAUACUGUGGAGCUGGAUCUGUUAGUGAUAUCAUGAGGCUGAGAAAGAAAACUCUUCAAGAAGACGAAAUUGCCACUAUUUUGAGUGAUACUUUGAAAGGAUUAGAAUACCUACAUUUGAGAAGAAAAAUUCACAGAGAUAUUAAAGCUGGAAAUAUUCUUCUCAAUAAUGAAGGUCAUGCUAAGUUGGCUGAUUUUGGUGUAGCUGGUCAAUUAACGGAUACCAUGGCUAAACGUAAUACAGUUAUUGGUACACCAUUCUGGAUGGCGCCUGAAGUGAUACAAGAAAUUGGUUACGAUUGUGUGGCUGACAUAUGGUCUCUGGGAAUUACAGCCUUGGAGAUGGCUGAAGGCAAACCACCAUAUGGUGACAUUCAUCCAAUGAGAGCAAUAUUUAUGAUCCCGACUAAACCACCACCUAGUUUUAGAGAACCUGAUCAAUGGAGUCCAGAAUUUAUUGACUUUGUUAGUGGGUGCCUUGUAAAAAAUCCUGAAGAAAGAGCAACCGCGACCGAGCUUUUGCAACAUGAAUUUAUAGGUAAUGCCAAACAACCUAGUAUUUUAAGUCAAAUGAUUGCCGAGGCCCAUGAGAUACGAGAAAAACAAAGCGCACAUAGAGCUCAUGUCAUAAACAAUGUCGCAAUUAAAAGUCAAAAUCAGGCCGAAGAUUCGGAUGACGAAGACUGUAGCGGAACCAUGAAGCCAUUACCAGAGGAUAGUAGGACAUUAGUGCCGAGUCACGAUCUUCCAGAUACCGGUACUUUAGUUUCAGCGAUGCUGGACUUAGGUACAAUGGUUAUUAAUAGCGAUACAGAUACCGAAGCUACCAUGAAGAGACAUAAUACAGGUUCUGUAGAAUCUGGCAAAAAAUAUCGACCAUUAUUCUUAGAUCAUUUUGAUAAGAAAGAAGCGCCUGAAAUUGGGAAGGGCAAUGGACAGAUGUUGGGAGCGCAAAAUUCAGAAAAUACGAAUAAAUUAGAGUUACAAAGUCCAACCGAAUCUCAAAGGUUUCAAAGUCACCUGCAAUUACAGCUGCAGAAUCAGAUACCUCAUCCUGUGCCAGAACAGCCUCAUAACAACAUCUCAAAGUUUCAAAACGUCUUCACGGAACGUGAUUUUGAUUUCAGAAACAACCAUAUCCUGCAGCUGAAGUUUCUCUCCUACGAGGAACUGCAGCAACGAAUGGCUAGUCUGGAUGCGGAAAUGGAGCGAGAGAUCGACGAAUUGAGGAAAAGGUAUCAGACAAAGAGGCAACCUAUUCUCGAUGCCAUGGACACCAAACGGAAGCGCCAACAGAAUUUCUAACAGUUUCCUUCUUCAGACGAAUAAGUGAUGACGAAUGUAGACAAAGGGUGUACAAUUGUAUAAAUGAAUAGAUUUUAUUCGCGUCAUCCUAGUUUCAUUAAAGAAAAGAACAUUGCUCUCAGAAAUAAAAGUUUUUUACAAACAAAUUUGCAAGGAUCGUAAAUUUCUCGUUUACCGGCAAGUUCCAAUGUUGCUUUUCUUUGUGAAAUCUGGGAUAUAUUAUAGCUAGUGAUAGCUGAUAGCCUCACGUCACCAAUGUAAAUUAUUUUAGGUGAUUUAGGUGAAAAACAAUCACUAUACUUAAUUUUUGUAUUAUGUUUAUCUAUAAUUACUGUUAAAUAUAUCUUAUUCUUAUAGAGGAAUAUUACGAGAGACCCGCGUGUAGGGUUGUUAGAAAAUAAAAAAGGAACGCAAUAGAAAUAUAAAACAAAUGCAUCAUAAUUACAAUUGUUUCUGUCGAG